CCGGGAGCCCAGGCUGGGAGCCGAGCGAGGCGCCGGGAGUCCGCCGGCCGAGACCGCGUAGGUGGUUCACUCCUGUGGCUCAAUAUUGAGAAGCUGAGAACGGAGAAGAGAGAAAACACGGCUCCUCCCAUCCGUCCUACACCACUUGUUUGGCUCUUCCUUGGAUGCAGACCUAUUCAUUGCAGAGUAGAGCCCGGCUACCAGGUUGUCUUUCUAAGAGGAAAAGGCCAAUGACGUCGGCGACCAGGUGUCAGUAUAAAGUGCCUGGUGUGGAGAAUGGCUCCUGUGAGGCCUGUUUGGAUGAGAAUCAUUGAGUUCACAAAAGGAAGCAGCUGGAGCAGCAAACACAGCUAGGGCUUUGGGACCAGUGUCUCUACAGACACGAAACAUUUGUGUUGCCUUUUUUUCAACUUCUUGAUUUUCCUGGAUCCAAAUUUUUAUGACAUUUGAGUUGGGCCUGCCCAAUGCAGGAGGUCAGAAUGCUGCUCCUCUGCCACGUGCUAGCUGUGACCAUCCUUCAGAUCUUGAUCUUCUCAGAAAACUGGGCGUUUGCCAAGAACAUUAACUUCUACAAUGUGAGGCCCCCUCUUGACCCCACACCAUUUCCAAACAGCUUCAAGUGUUUUACCUGCGAGAACGCAGGGGAUAAUUAUAAUUGCAAUCGCUGGGCGGAAGACAAGUGGUGUCCACAGGAUACACAGUAUUGUUUGACUGUCCACCACUUCACUAGCCACGGAAGAAGUACGUCCAUCACUAAAAAGUGUGCCUCUAAAAAUGAAUGCCACUUCGUGGGCUGCCGUCACAGCCAAGACUCGGAACACACGGAGUGCAGGUCUUGCUGUGAAGGGAUGAUCUGCAAUGUCGAGUUGCCGACUAACCACACGAACGCAGUCUUCGCUGUCAUGCACGCACAGAGGACAUCUGGCGGCAGUGUCCCCACGCCCUACCUCCUGGUGCUGGCUUGCCUCUUCAUGCUUCCCUUGCUAUGAUGUUACUGUUCCUAAGAGGGACAGAAACCAGCACUGUAAAGCACAAAGCAGACUGUGGACCCGUGACCUUGGGAGCCAAGGCCCAUCUUUCACUUGAUAAAGAGGAGAAAUUGGACCCCAAAGUAGAAGGCAGAGGUUUGCUUCACUGAAAUGCUCCUCCAUGAGGUCACAGCACUGAACAUGAGGACUUGGUAGGUGCCAAGAGGACUGCCUAACUUCCAGUGUCUAGGGCCACUGCACCCGUCACUUCUGUCAGAAGAUCCACCAGUAUUGUUGAUGGUUACAGUAGCUUGAUAAACCCUGACCUGACCGGACCUUCAUCUGGAAGGACUUUUUAACCUCAUGGACUCUCUCAGAGGCUGCUGGGUCAGACUCUCUGGCUUCCGUGAUUAGCUCAAAGCAUCUCUGUGAAAUUUGAUUCUUCUACCCAUGGGAAAGCCGUUUCUCUACUGUGUUAACUUCCCAUUAUUGUAACAAGUACCUGAGAUGAUCCACUUAUAAAAAACCACAUAUAGAUGGUUUGUUUGGGCUUGCGAUUUUGGAGACUGCAGUACGUACUGGUUUGAGGCUUGUGUUAGAGAGUGAAGAGCCAGUCACUCAUAGCAGAGACUUGAGAAGGAGAGAGAAUGGGUUGGAGAGAUGGUCACUAACUGAUCCACUAGAGGACCCAGGUUCGAUUCCCAGCACUCAUAUGGCAGUGCAUAACUGAUAACUCCAGUCCCAGGGGAUCCAAUGCCCUCUUCUGGCCUCUGAGUGCUGCAUACAUGCAGUACACAGAUAUAUUAUGUAUGGAUACACACUCAAUACACAAAAAUAAAAAUUUCUUUUUAAAAGGGUGAAGGAAGGAAAGAGAGAACAGGGAUGGGAGAGAAAGCGUGCACAUAGGUCUCUACAGUACCCUUCAAAGUCAUGUUCCCAAUGUCCUAAAACUUCCCACUAGUCCCAAUUCCCUAAAGGCUCAACCACCUCCUUAAUGGCACCAAUAGGCUGAGGACCAAAACUAUAACCUUGUAAUAGUCAAGAUUUAAACAAUGGUACCCACUAACCACCUGGUCAAUGAAAAAGGCAGCUGUGGGAGGGAAAUUUCCAGUUGAAAUUCUAUGAAUCUGAUUGCCAGUUAGGAGGUGGUUGAGGAUGGGGUGUAAAACUUUGACUUAUCUAGUGUAAUG
This is a messenger RNA of Arvicola amphibius (Eurasian water vole), 2158 nucleotides long. It is a transcript of the gene Lypd6b, whose product is annotated as LY6/PLAUR domain containing 6B. Bases 465 to 989 code for a protein of 174 amino acids. Lineage: Eukaryota; Metazoa; Chordata; Mammalia; Rodentia; Cricetidae. The record is from RefSeq and is a predicted model, not a curated record. Gene Ontology annotation, molecular function: acetylcholine receptor regulator activity. The transcript has 9 exons.